Messenger RNA from Callithrix jacchus (white-tufted-ear marmoset), 5586 nucleotides. It is a transcript of the gene ZDHHC15, whose product is annotated as zDHHC palmitoyltransferase 15. NCBI's taxonomy places the organism in Eukaryota, Metazoa, Chordata, Mammalia, Primates, Cebidae. The record is from RefSeq and is a predicted model, not a curated record. Gene Ontology annotation, molecular function: palmitoyltransferase activity.
CCCGCCUCCCAGCCGCCAACCAAGCAGUUCCGAUCCAGCGCCAACAGGCCUGCUUGGUCGAUCUUCGAGCCAAAGAUGCGGCGAGGCUGGAAGAUGGCUCUGUCUGGAGGGCUGCGGUGCUGCCGCCGGGUACUGUCCUGGGUGCCAGUGCUCGUUAUUGUCCUCGUCGUGCUCUGGUCCUACUAUGCCUACGUCUUUGAACUCUGCCUGGUGACUGUUUUGAGCCCAGCAGAAAAAGUUGUCUACCUCAUACUCUACCAUGCCAUCUUUGUGUUCUUUACCUGGACCUACUGGAAGUCUAUCUUUACACUCCCACUGCAGCCAAACCAGAAGUUCCACUUGUCCUACACAGACAAGGAGCGCUACGAAAAUGAAGAGAGACCUGAGGUCCAGAAGCAGAUGCUUGUUGAUAUGGCCAAAAAGCUACCAGUUUACACAAGAACUGGAAGUGGAGCUGUACGAUUCUGUGACCGGUGCCAUCUGAUCAAGCCAGACCGCUGCCACCACUGCUCUGUCUGUGCCAUGUGUGUGUUAAAAAUGGAUCAUCACUGCCCCUGGGUUAAUAACUGCAUUGGAUUUUCCAACUACAAAUUCUUCCUUCAAUUCUUAGCUUACUCUGUUCUCUACUGCCUGUACAUUGCUACAACAGUCUUCAGCUAUUUCAUCAAAUACUGGAGAGGGGAAUUACCCAGUGUUCGCUCUAAGUUCCAUGUCCUUUUUCUCCUCUUUGUGGCCUGCAUGUUUUUUGUCAGCCUUGUGAUUCUCUUUGGUUACCAUUGUUGGCUUGUCAGCAGAAACAAAACCACCUUAGAGGCCUUCUGCACUCCAGUGUUUACAAGUGGCCCAGAGAAAAAUGGGUUCAACCUUGGCUUCAUCAAGAAUAUCAAGCAGGUGUUUGGAGAUAAGAAGAAGUUCUGGUUAAUACCUAUUGGGUCCAGCCCUGGUGAUGGACACUCCUUCCCUAUGAGGUCUAGGAAUGAGUCACAGGACCCACUGCUAGCAAAUGAAGAACCCUGGGAAGACAAUGAGGAUGACAACCGAGAUUAUCCAGAAGGCUCAUCAUCUCUUGCUGUGGAAACGGAAACAUAGCAGUUUUCAGAUUUCCUGCAUUUCUCAGAAAGGACUCACCAUCUCCGUCUCCCAUGAGGCUUACAGAGUUGAGUGUUGGAAAUCAUUGUAAUCUUCAAAAUAAGUCAAGGUGUUGGACUGAAAGCUUCAAAAUUUGAAAGAAUUCCAUCAAAUACUUGCUUUGCAAAUGUUUCCGGACUUUACAUUAUUUAAUUUGCUGACCAAAAUCCAAUUUGGUAUUUGGUAGCAGUUAAUCAAGCCAGUUUUUUUGUUUCUUCUUCAUUUCCCCUGCCCCAAUCCAUGAAAGCCUAAAUGUAAAAUAUAUCUUUUCAUUUAUCAUUAUCAGGUAAAAGGGAAUUGAGAAAAUUUCCUUGGAGUCUUUAAUUUUCCUACAAAGAGUAUUAAUCACAUAAUAGGGCCUUUUUGGUGUUUAAGGGAAUCAGACUACAUUUGCUGCUUAUGUGCAUGUGUAUUUGUGAACAUAUACAGUAUAUCUGUACAAAAUUCUGCUAUAGUGUGAAAAUCAAGGCUAAAAACCUGAUUAUGAUUUUUCUGUAAAUAGCAACUUAAGUAUUUACUAGACUUUGAACCAUCACUAUAUCAGGUGUCUAAAUUUUGGGAUGGUGAUUGAAUACACUGACCAGGGUCCUCAAAUUCGGACUUGAACAACAAUGUAAAACCUAUUCCAUUACAAAUGUUCCUGAAAGCACUACAGCUAACCCAUAAGAUGAAAAUCAGGACUUACACUUUAUUAAACAUGAUAAUCAGUGUGGUGUUUUUUUUUUUUUUUUUUUUUUGAGACAGAGUUUCACUCUUGUUAUCCAGGCUGGAGUGCAAUGGCGCAAUCUCGGCUCACCGCAACCUCCACCUCCUGGGUUCAGGCAAUUCUCCUGCCUCAGCCUCCCGAGUAGCUAGGAUUACAGGCAUGCGCCACCAUGCCCAGCUAAUUUUUUGCAUUUUUAGUAGAGACGGGGUUUCACCAUGUUGACCAGGAUGGUCUCGAUCUCUUGACCUCGUGAUCCACCCGCCUUGGCCUCCCAAAGUGCUGGGAUUACAGGCUUGAGCCACCGCGCCCAGCCAAUAAUCAGCGUUUUAAACACUUCUAAUGUCAGACUGUGGUAGAAUUCUGCAAUUACUUUUAUUUAUUUACCUGCUACCUAGUUUUAUUUAAUCCUUUAUGAAUUACUUUUAUGAUGAAAGAAAAUCUAUAAGCCUACGUUAUGGCCCAUAGGUUUUGUUAAGGGUUUUCAGAGUGAUUUGGGGGUUUAAUUUUAAUACCUUUCAUAAGGGUAAAAUUUCACAGCUGACAGCCUGAGGAUUAGCACUAAAGAGCUGUGUUUUCAUAGCAGAGAUUAUUGUAUAGACAGUCAUAACCAAAUAGUAAUAUGCCAAUUAUUUAUUCCUUUGUUUUAGCUUCAAUGGUAGCUAAGCCAUUAAAACAGUUUGCAUUGAUUUCCCCAUUUAUUUAUAAUCAGCCUUUCUUUUAGUUCUAGUGCCUGAAUCAAUGAGGCUGAAUACUAGUAGUGCUUCUUUAUAAUAAUAAUAUCUUAAGAGUAUUGAUGUCUUUAAUUUUUUCAACCAGCAGUCUACUGCCCAGCUGCUGACAAUAAAAUCUCCAACUCUUACAGGGAUCAGUGGGAAUUAGAGAUUUCUUUCAGAUAUCAAGUAAUUGAGCUUCUAGAAGGGUUGUUUGGUUUACUAACUUAUCCCUCCUGAAGUAUUUUUUAGUAAAAAAGAGUUGCCUGCCACAAUUUAGUGUUGAGGUUCCAGUGGAGCUGAGAAAAUGAACAAUCCAGCUACUUAAAACAACAACAAAACCUGUUGAUCUGGACCCCUAGGUAAUUUUGACCAAGGUGAGUCUUUUGGCAUAAAUUAAAUGGAUGGUCAGCAUUACAUUUGAGAGAAUACUAGACAUGACUACAUUUAUUAGGGCCAAUGACUGUUUGUCAAACUCAGAAGCUAAAAAGCAGCCUAGAAGACUAUGCACAGGCUCAGUUUCAUGAUGAAGUCUUAUAUAUUCAGAUGGAAAAACAUUUUUUCUUUCACUCUUUCUCAAGAUACUCUCUUGUUUGAGUUUCUCUUGAUAGUUUAUUUGGCCAUCCCCAUGUUCUUAUGACAGACAAGCUUUUUUUCUAUUGAUAUAGAUAUGCACCUGUUUCUAAAUGUAUUGCCUUUACUUCCUACACAGCCAUUAGGCCUCAAAGUUAUCUUCCUCUUUCGCAUUGAUUAUCUUCUGCCAAGCAUUCAGGCAGAGCAGCUGUUAACUGUGAUUCAAAUUCAGAAAAAUGUCAAGAAACUAUUUAAUGCAUACGGUGUAUUAGCACUCAACUCCCACAGAAGUGAAGUCACAAAAGAUAGUGUCAGUUAACUAUAAGGAAGUUUGAGAAAGGUAAAGCUCAGGAAAACUAUAAUGCAAAGCUGAUUGUUUAAUGUCUUACAGAUUUACACUGUCUUUAAAAGGCCAAAUAAAUCAGGGUUUUACCAGGGGGCUCAGAAAAAAAUAGAAGACCUAUUUCUAUCUUAGCAUUUUGGUCUCAUUUGUUAAUAGACUCUGAUGAUAUCUCUAUCCAUGGAUCAUCUGAGCAUUGAAUAAUGUACAUAGACACCCAAAUGGUUGAUUAUUUAUCGAGAGUACAAAGUUUUGUUUAGUAAUUAGCACACCCUGAUCUGGCUUCUUUGCUUGGUUUUCCUUGGAGCCCUGUCCAGUAACCUCUGUGGAAUCUCAUUCCCUAAUCUUUGAUAUUUAUUUUCUCCAUUUGCAAAAUGAAGAUACUCAUUGUUAUGAUCCUAUUGCUGAAAGGUGCUAUGUAGCAUUCUAGUACUCUUAUAUGUCUUUAAUUAUAGGACUGGAAUGAAAAGUUUAACCAUAACAGUAUUUCUAAGCAAAAUUGUGUGCUCCAUUCUUUUGUACAUGCUUCCUUGCUGAUUUAUUCUUGCAGAACUUCGAGCACUUUGUUCAUGUUAUUCCAUUCAUUCCAACAGUGUCCUCAGAAGGAGCCAGAAUAAAAAAUCUUCCCCAUGGUACAGCUGGAAAAAUUAAGGGGAAAAGCGAUUAAGUGGUCCCCAGUCAAACACAGCUGUCUUAUGCUGGGCUCAAAAUUAUCAUGUCCAGUACACUGUUAAAGUAACUUGGCUUCCCAGUACUGGAAUUAUCAUGGAGCAGUUAGAAUUUUGAGAGUACAAUAUGAUCACAUUCUGAAAGAGUCACAUUUUGUAAAAAAUCUGAAAAGUAUGCAAUUUCUGCAACUCUUACUGGUGAUAGGAAUGCAAUAUGUGCCUCUUUCCCCCACUGGCCCCAUGUAACACAUAUCUUUCACACUAUGUGGCAUCAACCAGUGCCAUUACCUCCUGUGGCACCCAUAGAGUCCACUCUCAGGGCAGACAUUGCCAAAGUAAAGAAUGCCCUCUAUGUUUAUGCCAAAUUGAACAAAGUAUAGACAUUGAGGUUAAUGGAGGUUUAAGCAUAAUCCUAGAAAGUAAGUUUUAAGAAUAUUGAAUAUACAUUAUUGUAACAUGAACCUAAAACUUAACAGAGUCCACAUUCAUAGGAAUGUAGCAGUCAUUGAAAGCCUAUUCUUUUCACCUAUUAUCACAUAUAUCUACGUUCACCUAUGCACAUGUACACACACACACACACACACACACACACACACAUUUUCUUUAAAGCAGAAGCAAAUACUUUAAAAGAAUGAUUCUCUGUCUUCUCCUUUUAGAGAAGGGGUCUAAGAAUCACAGCAUGUGAAAAACAUUCCAUUUAUACAUUCCAGAAUCUCUGCUCUCAGAGUAGCUAAGAGAUUAGUACAAAAGAUAUUCUGUGCAGAAGCACACAGAGCAUCUAACAAGAUUGCCAGGCCCUUGCACAAGAUCCAUAUUCUUAGAAAAUUAAUGAGUUCCAUCUAGCUAGGAAUUGGUUGACCAGGUAUGGUACAUGUGCAUUUCUUUAACUGUAGCUGUAAUGUACCAUACUAAAUUGUAGCCUCUUGCAUGUGGGUAUUAUAUAAUAUAAUAAUGAAUGGAUGGCUCCUAAUAGCAUGCAACUCGUGACUGUUUACGUCUCCAAAAGGGCUAGGUCUGUUUCCUGCACAGUGUUCAAAAUCGUUAAAUAUGUUCUUUGUACCAGGAUGGUACACAGCCAUCAGCAGAGUGAGUUAAAACCAACAAUGAAUUCAAUAUAUCAAGAAAUAGAUUGUUAGUAGAGAAUGGCAUUAAAGGAAAAACACAAUUCGAUAAGAUGCAUUCAAGGAAUAAUUACUUUCACUCUGCUGGCUAAAUCAGUGAAGGAACACAGAAGUAAAGUUGGCAGUGGGUCUUGGUAAUAUAUGAACUAUAUUGGAGUGCCAGAAAAGGAGACCUUAGUAGUUAAGCUCAAGUUACCAAUUUGCUACAUUUUUUCCCACCAAUCUGCUAAACGUGAUUGUAUAUAAUAUUCUUAAAUCCAUGUGUCUUUCUGCAGAAAUAUUGACAAAUUCUGGCCAGCUUUAUCUUCCUAUAUCCUUUAUUUAAAGUAUAUACUUAUAA